CACAUAUUAUGUAUAUACAUAUUCAGGCAACUACGAAUAUUAUAUUUUAUACAGUUUUAUUUUUCGAGUCAUAGUGGAAUGUAUCAUAAAUAUGACAGAAAAUAUUCAAUAUUCAGUUGAACAAACAGAACACUCAGCUCUUGAUCUUUUGAAAAAUACAACAAAAAACAAAGCCGUAAAUGAUUUGUUAACAUCAAAUUCAAAACAUAAUAAAAAAUCACUCAAAUUCAAAAUGAUAGCAGCCGGCUUACUAUUAACAAGUACAUUGAUAUUUACAAUUGGUUUAAUAGUUUAUGUUGAAACAACAAGUGUAUUAAUUACUGAAAAAUCAUCACCUGUUCCAACAGCACAGCAAAAUGACCUUUUAAUUGGAUUACCAGGGCAAGGAUUUUUAUUAGGGUCGAGAACGACUACAUCAUGGACAAAUAAAACCAUUUUACAAUUUUUGGGUAUACCAUAUGCAGAAGCACCAAGUGGCAUACAAAGAUUCAAGCCUCCAAUUCCAAAAUAUCCAUGGGCAGGUAUAUUAGAUGCAUCUCAAUAUGGACGUCCUUGUCCAGAAAUUACAAAGUUAAAUAAAACUAGUGACAAAAGUUAUAAUGUAGAAGAUUGUUUAACUCUCAAUAUAUUCACAAAAAAUAAGAAACUAAAAUUACCUGUUAUGGUCUACAUUCAUGGUGGUGGUUUUUCAAAUGGGUCCGCAGCAGAAUAUCAACCAAAUUUUCUUUUAGAAAAAGAUGUAAUAUUAGCUGUUAUACAAUAUAGACUGGGUGUUGUUGGAUUUAUUUCAACUCAAUCUGAUCUUAUACCUGGAAAUGCUGGGAUGCAUGACGUUAUUCUAGCAUUGAAGUGGAUUCAAAAAUAUAUACAAUUUUUUGGUGGUGAUUCAAAUAAAAUAACUAUAUUUGGUCAAUCGUCUGGUGCUGCAAUGGUAACCUUAUUAACAUUAACACCAUCAAUACAAAAUCAUAAAUUAUUUCAUCAAGUCAUUGCACAAUCAGGAUCAAUAUUCGCGCCAUGGGCGAUAAAUGAAAAUCCAAUUAAAACUGCAAAAGAUAUUUGCAAAAAAAUUUGUGAACCUGAAAAAAUGGAUUGCUCUACAGUUGAAAAUGUUAACAAAUGUCUAUUGAGUGCCGAUAUUAAAGAUCUGCUACUAAUUAGUUCAAAUGAUUUAUGUAUAACAUUAGGUGAUUUAGGAGGAAUAUUACCAAAAUUGCCAAAAAUUUUAGCUAGCAAUAUUAAACAAAAAUACACUGCAUUGACAGGAUUCACAAAACAUGAUGGAUCGUUUAUUCUCAGCGUGAUUUUUGAUAAAUGGAUGAACCAUAUGAAAGGAAAUAUAGAUGCAAAAUCUUUAUUUAAUUUAAUUGUAGAAAAUGCUAAUGAUGAUAAUACAGGCAUUAUUAAAAAUUUACUCUACAGAGAUAUUUUUUCAAAUAAAAAUCAAAUAGAUAAGUCGUUUGAGGAUUUGAUACCAGAAUUCAUUGAUCUUUGCAGUGUAUUAUAUUUUAAAUCACCAGCACUAACAUUCGCACAAAUGAAUUCACCUUAUAAAAAUAAUAAAACAUUUUUAUAUACUUUCGAUUACGAAGGUGCAAAUACUAGAUUUGGUUAUGAAUUAAGUACGGAUCACUAUCCAUUUAAUGGUGGGGUUCAUCAUUCUGAUGAUUAUAUUUAUUUAUUUCCAUAUCAUUAUAAAAAUGUGAAUGAACAUGACACCAAGAUCAUUCAAAAGAUGGUAAAUAUAUGGACGUCAUUUGCUAUUAAGGGCAUUCCAACUUAUUCUGAUAAUGUAGAAUUAUCGCCAAUGAAUGGUAUUGGGCCAUAUAUAAAAAUAAAUGAAAAUAUUACAAUUGGAAACGAUUAUAGUGAUGAAUUUUUUGCUGCAAUAAAUGAUCCAGAAAACUUUAAAUUAAAGAAAAACAUUGUAGAAUCAAGGUACUACCCCUAUUCAACAGCUGUCUAGUACUCUUAUACUAAUACAAAAUUGUAAAAAAUCUGUAAAUGGCUAAAAUUAAUAAUAAUAGCAUAUUAUAUUAUUUUCAUCAUAUUUAUUUAUAUUUUAGUUUUAGCACGUACAUAAAAUUUAUUAUAUAGUUACAAAGUUUGAAAAUAU
Messenger RNA from Condylostylus longicornis, 2116 nucleotides. RefSeq names its product glutactin. The transcript has 7 exons. Lineage: Eukaryota; Metazoa; Arthropoda; Insecta; Diptera; Dolichopodidae. The record is from RefSeq and is a predicted model, not a curated record. Bases 92 to 1966 code for a protein of 624 amino acids.